Eriocheir sinensis (Chinese mitten crab) is the source of this 9460-nucleotide messenger RNA. It is a transcript of the gene L, whose product is annotated as zinc finger protein 423-like. The record is from RefSeq and is a predicted model, not a curated record. Gene Ontology annotation, molecular function: zinc ion binding; DNA-binding transcription factor activity, RNA polymerase II-specific; RNA polymerase II transcription regulatory region sequence-specific DNA binding. The transcript has 8 exons. The coding region runs from base 1013 to 8557 and encodes 2514 amino acids. Gene Ontology annotation, biological process: regulation of transcription by RNA polymerase II. Lineage: Eukaryota; Metazoa; Arthropoda; Malacostraca; Decapoda; Varunidae. Gene Ontology annotation, cellular component: nucleus.
AGGAUGUGUUGGGUGCAUGAAUGAUGCAAAGAUAAAUUGUCAACCGUGUGUCUGGCCUUCGAACACAUGAGCAACAACCACACACAAGGUAGUGGUCUAACACACGCAUUCACAUAGAGUAUAAUAUUAUUUACUGUUGAUUCCCUGCAACGUGUGUGGCUCAGGCGGUGUUGUGGAACAAGAAUUGACAGCCAGCGACAGUGGAACAAUGGUGGAGCAGAGUUUGGUGUAAUUCUGAGAGGUGGGCGCCGCCGGCUGCUUCCCCGGGGAGUCCGCGCCCUCCUCCCCACGACUCCCGAGGGGGUCUUCCCUCCCUCACCCUCAUGCGAGGGGGAGGCGUGGUGGCGCCGCGGGAGUGGCGGUGUGGGUGUGGUGGAUGUGAGCGAGGCUAGUUAUGUGGGAGGGAUGUGAAGGUUACGGCAGCAGUAAGGUGGCGACCCUGCGUGUGUUUGUGUGUGCGCGGCGUGUUGCGAGGAAGCCCGUCUGCACGCCGGCGUAGGAACAACCCGACGGGAAGAGCGGCGGCCGACUGGGCUCUGUGCUGCGGCUGUGGGAGGUGAGCGUGGGCGGGUCUUCUUGGGACGUGGGUUCUGAUGGGCGAGGCUCCCUCUCUCCUGCAUCGUCUGCCACGCCCACUUCAGCCUCAGAAACGGACGUGGAGGCGGCGGCUACGGUGGGCGUGACUCAGACGACGCCCUACCAAUGCUCCUUCUGCGAUCGAGCCUUCCCACGCCUCUCCUACCUCAAGCGACAUGAGCAGCUGCAUGUUGACUGGAAAGUCUAUGCUCUCCCUGUUGUGCUGUGCAUGAUCCUUGCCUCGUUACCACCUGUGCCAGAUGUCUCCUUCAUGGCCGCUCCUUGCAGAAUUGUUUUGGAAAGCAUGUUCAUCUAGUCAUUUAAGAUGAAAAUCCUGCCCUUAAUGCAAUGAAACAUGUGCUUGUAGCUACAGUGAAAGCAAAAUAGUUGCUGUGUUUUGGUGUUUGAAGUUGAAAUUUCAUGAACAAUAGAAAACAUGAGGAUCCAAGAGCAAGGGAAGGUCCAGGAGUACACCAACGUGUGGAUGCAGGACAGUGUCUUCACAUACGUUGAGAAAGAGUUGAGAGAGAUGGAAGACAAGCUUGCUCCUGUGAAGAAAUGUUUUCCAUUUUCUGGUGAUUUGUUUCACUUCAUUGAGAUGGAACUGAAGAAAUUAAAUUCCACACUGUUACUGGAGACUUCGCCCCAAGUUCUUCCUCAAAGUGAAUAUUGUCCAGAAAAUUGCCCUGAUAGAAAUGAUGACCAACAGAGGACGGUGUCAACUGUGUCCAGCGAUGGGACAUCAACCACUCAAGCUCUGCUGCAAAAUUUCUCUUGGCAUAGAAGUCAAAAGAAAGGUAACAAUAGAAAUCAAAAAGAGGUUUAUGAGAGCUUGUUGUGUUUAAAAGAUCUUGAUCAGUCUCCACCAUCUCAAUCAAUUAAUUUUCGCUCCACUUCAACAGCCAGAGCACUGUGGGGCCCCCGUAAAGGUGCUCAAGAUGACAUGGUGGGUAGAGUUUCCUCUCUUGCAAUGAAACGGUCUUACAAUGAAGAAUGUACAGAAAGAAAUUCCUUUAAAAAGAGAAGAACAAAUUUGCAGAUUAAAAAGGGAAAAGUUAGAUAUAAGAAACUAUCUAAAAUUACUCACCAGCACAAAACUAAAAACAACAUUAAAGAAGUUUGUACUCUGAGCACAGAAGGCUGCAAAAAGUGUAUUCCACCCAUGCCCAGCAAGACUGCCAUUCCCUGUAUGAGUGACAUCAACCCUCACAGUGCCUCUCAUCUGGUUCAGCCAUACACCUGCUCGGGCAGUAGCACCACCACCCCUGCCAAGAAGUAUCUUCAACAGCAAAACUUGGUGGCUACUGGCAGCUACCAAGGCAUUGCACAAGUAGGCUACUUCAGAACAUCGAGUACCAGUGUUCAGGUGGCUCAGAGACUCCCACAGCAGGUGAAUGGCCAAUCAGCAGGUGUUUUGAGCAUCCAGGGUCAGCCAUCACACCCUUUGCCAGUCUCAGAUGUACUUCCUUUGCUGCCUGCAGCAAUGCCAGUCUCAGAAUUAUCAAGACCUUCAGAGUUUCAUUUGGAUAUUUUUGAUGGGGACAGUUCAAGUGUUUCCAAAGAACCAAGUAUGUCCUCUGCUGUCCCCAAGCCUCAUGCUGCAGCCACUCCAACACAACAUCUUCCUAUCACUACCAUCAGCAGCACCUCUACCAUUUUCCCAUUUCUCUCGCCAGCAUUUCUUUGCAUUUGUUCUGCUCCCCAUGUGUGUGUCUCAUCAUCACCUCCCUUGGUCCAGACGUUGACUCAAAGCACAAACACAACUCUUCUGCAGCAAGCUCCUUCCAGUGUUAGGUCAACCCCUCUCAUGAGUGCAUGUGGAGCCAUGGCCUCAGAAGGACCUCCUGCAAGUCAGACCAGGAACAAAAGUAACUCUUUACCCUCUACUGAUGCUUCACAUGGACCACCAUGUGCAUCAAAUGGAAGGCCACGGGCAGAGGGUUGUUCUGACCAUGGUAAAAUGGCUAAAUCUGAUUUACUAUGUAGCCUUGUGAGUAACACCAAGCAUGGAGGCGGCUUGUUGGGGUGUGGGGAAAACGAAGUCAACAAGAACAACAUGGCUCAGCCAGAGUUGAAUGCCACAUCCACUUCAUCUCAACAUCAAGAAAAUGAGAAAACUCUUAAAAGGGCACUUGACCUUCCAUCAGACCAGCCAUGUAAUUUGAUCAUUCAAGUACCUCGGAGGAACCUAGAACUGGAGAUGAAGACUAGCAGUGCACCAGAGCAAAGUGUGAUUAAUGAGACCCCACAGAAGCUAGGUCAUGGAGGCAAAGGGACAGCAAACCCAAGACCACAGAGUGCUGUGGAUAUCAGCAGAUGGGAAGAAAUCAAAUAUAGAAAGUUUAUCAUCAGUACACGAGGCAAGUGUCUUCCUGGUGCUGAUUCAUCUAAUAAUAUGAAUAAAUUAGAUACAUAUAAUAAAUUCAGCUCCAGUUGUUCACAACGCAUCCAUAACAAAAACACUCACAGGCACUGCAGAAACUCCAUUCAGGAAAGAGAAGAAUCUUUCAACCCAAAUUCAGAUUCUGCCGUUCUGGAUUUUUCUUCUACUGGUGAAAAUGGUGCUGGUCAUUCUCUUGUAAAUCCAGCAGAUGGCAGGAUACGUGCAGACUCGCUGACUAACAAGGAAUUUGUGUACAAGACAGAAGCCCGAAACACGUACAGAAUAAUAAUCCAACCUAAUAAAACUGACAACCCUGUGAAAAGUAUGAGGUCAUCCAGCACACAGACACACCAUGUCAACAGAACCAGGGUUGAGGAGACAGGAAACACAUUAUCCCAUGAACUGCCUCAACUAUGGAGCACAGAACCCAAGAAAUGGACACGUGCUCCAGGGUCUCUUCUUCCUUCUCAGCCAGACUGUGGGAACGAAGAACCUGAAAACAAGAACAGCCCCAAAAGGGUGGAUUUGGAUGUUCACCAGAGGGAGCAGCCAGGUAGCAGUGCUUGGUCUGGUGAUCCAUUAACUGGAAACAAAAGUGAGCCAAGCACUGGGAGUCAAUAUUGUCAUGUUCCUUUGACAUGGAAUUUACGUGAAGGAAGGGCAACCAUGAAGCAAAGUUUCCAAACCGUUCAUAAACUGCAUUCUCCUGCAUUAAGUCCACGCUUCCAAGAGGUGUAUCGAGCAGAUGUUUUGCUGGAGGAAAAUAAAGAUAAAAGCUUGUCUAUAUACACCAUAAAUUACCAGCUCCUUCCAUCCCUUAAGGCUGCCUGGAGCAGUGAUAGUGCCAUACUUCUAAGGCGAAACCUUGAGGUGGGACCAUCCGCCCCUUGCACCUCAGAGGCUCGUGCCACCAGCGUGAAAACAUCGCCACAGCACUGCCUCUCUAAAGAGUCAUGCACAUGUACACGAAAGAUCACUAAGGGAAAUCUUAAAGUUGGAAAGCUAAAAAUGUUAUCUCCAGUCAAGAUGCAGGUGACAAAUGUUGCUGGCACUGCCUCCAUCAUCUCGACACUGGUGGAUGUGGCACAGGUUGCAGCAAAUUCUCGGCCCCAGGGAAAGUGUUCCAUGGGCUGGGGCUCUGCCUCGACAUCAUUUGGUAAAAGUCAGUCUGGUGGGCAGAAAUUUUCGCAAAGCUGCCCACCUAUGGAUUCCUUUGUUGGUAGCAUGCUGCAAGUUAGUAAUCCUUCAUUAAAUGCUAAUCCAACCAUUUCCCUGGAACAAGAACAAAUGAACGACAAAGACCAGUGUUAUGUUCAGACAGAGUCAUCACCUGACCUUCAAGGCAUGAUACACCAGUGGGACAGUACUCCAGCUGACCCUCAGGAAAGACAGAAGCAGAAUGAAAGUUAUUCAGUAAAUCAGUCUGAUACCUGUGCCAUAAGUAAUGUUGGCAGUACCUUACACAACCAGAAAUCUUGGCAUUCAUCUGCAAGCACUCAUGUGGAUGAUCUUCCUUAUCAAAAGUUCAAAAAGAGGAAGUUGAUUGGUAACACACCAGGGACGAAUAAACAAAGGGUGGACUUAUGCAACCAGGAAGCGUGGCACCACCCUGAGUGUAUCUCAAGUUCUGUUACUUCACACAUUCAUCAUGAAGAGCAAUCCUCACAGUGUGACUCCCAAGAAAAAACUCAAACUUCCCAAACUGUAGGAGGAGAGGACAUACUUCGUCAGGCAAUCCAGGCAGACUUGUUUGACAUCUUAACAACUGAGGAUGGACUAGGAUGCUCGUGGGCCAUGGACAACGAAGCUUCAGUGCAGGGAUCCAUAGGAGGGGGCUGGGAAAGGGAGCUGCAGAAGCAGGAACCUGAGACUUCAGCACACACUCAGGAAAGUUGUGAAAGGAACCUUGAUUAUGGACAUAGAGCAGUUGAAGAAGAUGUGUCCUUGGCCUAUCUAGGUCAAAGUGCUGCUACCACCACCACAUCCUCACCCCCUCAGACCAGCAAUGGUGUUGAAGAAAUACUUGCAGAAAAGGAGACUUCCACCAUUAAUUUGGAAGGAAAAUCUGACUCUGAGCUCAUGAAUGAUGUGGUGAGCAGUGACGAGGGGGAAUCAGAUGGAACCGAAUCAAACGACGAGGACAGAGAAAGAAAAUACAGCUCUGGUGAUGCUUGUGACAGUCCGACCCAUGCUGACCAGCUGCCUUUCCGCUGUGAGUUUUGCGGACGUCUGUUCAAGCAUAAGCGUUCCCGGGACCGCCAUGUCAAGCUACACACGGGCGACAAGAAAUACAAGUGUUGCCACUGCGAGGCUGCGUUCUCCAGGAGCGAUCACCUCAAAAUCCACAAGAAGACCCAUGACACUCAGAAGCCAUACCAGUGUUCCGUGUGCAACCGAGGCUACAACACAGCAGCGGCACUGACAGCGCACAUGCAGAACCACAAGGCCAAGCUCACCGCGCAUGCCCUCAACCAGCUGUUGAAGGAUGCCCAAGCACCCGCAGAGACCCACACUCUCACCCAGCUGCUCAGGGACUCCGCAGCAGCUGAGGCUCACACCCAGUCUCUCAACCAUUUCCUUAAGGAUGGACAGAAGGAACAGCUGCUGAGCCCAAAAAGAGUUGAGAUAGGAGCUGGAUCCUCCCCGAGAGAGUUGACAACCUCACCUGCUGGGGAACCCUCGCCCUCCUUGUCCCCAGUGGCCACAGUCCGCUGCCCACUCUGCCACACACACUGCAGAAGCCAAGCUCAUCUCCAGCGUCACGUGUCUCGCUACCACGGGGAGGACCCGCACUUGGUGCCCCUAGAGCGACCUGCUUCACGCGGGGGAGGCUCGGGCACCUCCUCAGUGGGUGGGGCAUCAUCAGCAGCAUCCACCCCAUCACCCCGCCCACCCUCUUCCCUUCCUUCGCCACGCCCGCUGUCCAACCCACUGCUGUCCUUGGUGUCAGGGAAGCUGGCCUGCCUCUACUGCUCCAGGGAUGGCUUCCCCUCACUUGAGGCACUGCAACUGCACCUUCAGUCCUCUCAUGGUUCUGUAAUGAAUGGUGAAAUGCGAGACAUGACAACAAUGCUGGGCCUUCACCCAUCCCUCGGCGCUUCUCUUGGCGCGGGCGGCAUGGCAACGUCACUGGCAUCCCCUCUUGGGCCUGGGUCUUCCCGAGGGGUUAGCUGUGAGCUGUGUGGCGCACGUGUGGGUGGUGUCACAGCUCUGCAACGUCAUGUGGUUACAGCUCACACCUUCACUGAUCUACUGGCACGUGCUGCAGAAGGCGUGUUCUGUGCACAGUGCUUGUUGCCCUUCAGUAACCCAGGUGCCUUGGCCGAACACAUCAAGCUGGUUCAUGCGUCACCUGUUCUCUCGGCAGUGCUCAACAAACGGCCGCCAUCCCCGCCCACAGAUACACCAACUGACCUAAGUAAAAAAUCAAGGCAUGAUGGAUUGACUUCAGAUCUUCCUGCCUCAACAUUGUUGUGCAGUCAGUGCAAUGCACCAUUUACAAACUUUGAAGCUUUUCGUAGACACCUUAAGUCUCACUUGGAUGGGGGAGAGCAGCUGGUCACGACAGGAGGCAGCGGAGGCCAGCUGGCGUGUCCCGAGUGCCGGCUGCCCCUCACCUCAGAGGCUGCCCUUGAGGGUCAUCUUGCCACGCACCUGGGCAUCACCUCCACGGAAUAUGGCUGUCAGGCUUGUCUGAAGCUCUUCUCAAAACCAGAUGAGUUACAAAAACACUUGAUGGACAUUCAUGCUCAUCACUUAUACCGGUGUGCUCUCUGCAAGGAAAUGUUUGACUCCAAAGUAUCGAUUCAAGUACACUUUGCUGUCAAGCACAGCAAUGAGUGUAAAGUACACAAGUGCACCCGAUGUUCGCUCAUAUUUCGGUCACAGUCUGAGUUUGAGGGUCAUAUACGUGUCAGCCACAUAAGACGCAGCCAGAUGAGUGGUGACUUGGGAGGGGGUGGGGGUGUAGGGGUUGGGGGAGGGUCCUACCGGUGUUUGCUGUGCACCCUCAGCCUGAGUUCUGAGGCCGAGCUGGCAGCACACGUCUCCACACACCAGCGUCAGUUUCAGUGUUCCCUUUGUGAUGAUGCUUUUCAUGUGGAAUUCCUGUUGGACAAGCAUAUGCAAACCCAACAUAAUUCUGAGCUCAAUGGUAAUGUUCCCCAGCCAGAAAACUUGGCCAAGCCUCGCCGAAGUCCCCAGAAAAAGGACUUGAGAUGCGAUAUUUGUGAUGCAGAGUUUUCCACGGAAUCAGGACUCAUGACGCACAGGAAACAAGCUCACAACAUCAAGAGUGGGUCUGUUGGUGUCACUGCCAAGGUAGCCGCUGCAUCCUUGAGUCUGUUCUGCGCAUACUGCAGCGAAGCUUGUAAGUCUAGAGGAGACCUGGAGGCUCACAUGAAAUCUCACCAAGGAAAUGGUGGUCGUCAUAAAUGUAAUAUCUGUGAUGAAUUAUGUCCAUCGGCUGCUAUGCUGGCUCAACACAAACUUACACACGUCAAAGUUGUGUCAGGAAGUGCAUGUGCUGUGUGUCGCGAACCUCUGACAUCUGAGCAGCAGUUCACUCAACACCAGAAUGAGCACCAUCCAUCCCCGCUGCCUCAGCCAUGCGUUGUGUGCAGACAGACGCUUGUCACUGAUAUGGAGGUUGGUGUUCAUGCCAGAUUCCAUGCCACCCAAGCCGCCCAAGCUGCUGCAGCAGCUUCUGUUGCAUCAGUGUUAAGUAGUGGCGAAUUACAUCCUCAUACAUCAAACUCACUGGUUAUGACAACAGCUAGCAAUGCUCUCACCACAACCACUAACAGUAGCAACAGCAGCAGUAACAGCAAUGGUAGUCGUGGCAGCAGCAGCCCUCGUCUCUCCCCCUUACAGAGGUGUCAGGAAUGUCAUCUCAAAUUUGAAACUGCAGAAGAAGCUGAGGCUCAUGCUGCAGUGCAUCAACAACAACAGCGGCAACAGGAACAACAGCAGCAGCAAAACAGUUAUGCUCGUUCCAUGGCAUCUUCAUCACGAACCUAUCAGUGUAUCAAAUGCCAAGAGAGUUUUGCAUCUGAGGCAGAGAUUGAAGCUCACGUCGCCUCUCAUCUGCUACAUGAGGGUUCAGUGCAUGAGUGUCAUUUGUGCCGCGCCACCUUUGAUACACCACUGCGUCUUCAGUGCCACCUCAUUGAGCACACCUUUGAGGGUUGCGGGAGUUUUACCUGCUAUAUGUGUUCUUCGGUGUUCACGACCGCAUCCAGGCUUCAGCAGCAUAUGGUAGAGCAUGGCCUAAGCGCACGCCCCUAUGACUGCCACCACUGCCAUCAGCGCUUCUUUUUCCGCGCAGAGCUGGAAAACCACGCCCUCUCUCACCCUGAGGCCGCUGAGGGUGGAUGCCGUGAGUGUCUGGCAAGUUUUCCUGAUCUGCCACGGCGAAGUGCAAGGCACCCAUCACUUUCCUGCGGCUCAACCAACCCAAAUUCCAUCACUAAUGUCGCUCAAAAUCCAGGGAAACCUGACUUAAGACAAGCCCACUCCACCUCUCCUGCCCAUGAGGAGACUGACAUCGGCCCAACCAAUGGCCAUGCCUCCUCUGCAGCAGACUCUGUGGAGGAUUAGUUGUUUAGUUGAGGAGAAAAGUUACUGGUUAUUGAGAGCAUUUAUGCAACACCAUUUGUAUUUUGUCACCAAAAGAGGCUAAAAAUGGCGACCAACAAGUAUUGUUUUAAGUUGCUUGACUGAAACAGGUAAUUAAUGGAAUAAUUUUAUAUACCUGGUGGCUGCUAUUGAAGUUUUAAUAAAUUAGUUUAUCAUAUUUGCUUACACGUAGGAUGAGACCAGGGAGGCGCCUUACCACAGUUUCGGUGAGAAACCUGACAAGGACAAGGAAGUACAAAAUUAGCUUUUCUAUUUCUUAGCUCGGCUGCAAGGUGUCUAGUUGGGGAAACUUUAUUUUGCUGAUCAACUACUUUGCAUAAAGUAGACCAGUGACUUCAUGUAAGCAACAACAUACAAGGCACAGUUGUUUUCUGUUUCUUCUUUACCAGUGAAAGGCGUGUGGUCACUUACAUUGCUAUCUCUGUUGGGUGUCACGCAUUAAUUUGUUCUACAGGGUAACUACUGUUUUAGUGUAAAUAGUCACUUUUAUUUAUAUUCGCCACUUCAUCCUUGUAGCAUAGCUAGAUUCGUUUUCAUGGAAGGUGGCUGUUAGAUGUCCCGAGAACUUAGAGGUUUUCCAUUACACUAGCCCAGUUAUUUUUAGUAGACACAGUAUUACCUUGUUGUCGCUAUCACUAGUUUGGUGCUGGGUAUAAUUUCUUUCACCUCAGUGUUGUAUAAAGAACGUUUGGACCAAAACUAAGCUUAGGUACAAUCGGUUUCGAAAUAGGUGUUUUCGUAUUUUUUUCUGAACAUUAUUGUAAAAGGGAAAUCUUAACUUGUUUGUUAAAUAAAUGAUUCAGAUGGAAUCCUGUUGUAAAUUAAGUGGAAUAAAAUUUCACUAUAAAUGCAUUGUUUGAACCA